Messenger RNA from Myxozyma melibiosi, 1001 nucleotides. RefSeq names its product transcription initiation factor TFIID subunit 14. Gene Ontology annotation, molecular function: histone binding. Lineage: Eukaryota; Fungi; Ascomycota; Lipomycetes; Lipomycetales; Lipomycetaceae. Bases 103 to 834 code for a protein of 243 amino acids. The record is from RefSeq and is a predicted model, not a curated record. The transcript is spliced from 6 exons. Gene Ontology annotation, cellular component: SWI/SNF complex; Ino80 complex; transcription factor TFIID complex. Gene Ontology annotation, biological process: regulation of transcription by RNA polymerase II; chromatin remodeling.
UCGAGGCAAUUCCUGAUUCCAAGAACAAGAUCGCGUCUCAAUCAGCUUCUUUUCAAUUCAUUUUGGUAUCCGGUUCUUGUCAGUAACUGCUGUCUUGCAAUAAUGACACAAGAGGUUGUUCGGACGGUCAAAAUAACGACCACAAGUGAGAUCCUCACUGAUCUCGAACCCGCGGCCGAGGGCUUUCCUAUGCGAAAAUGGUCCGUCAGAGUCUGCUUGGUCGGACCUUCGGGCGAGGAAGUGCCCGCAAACAUAUUUGAUAAAGUCACAUACAGGCUGCAUCCUACAUUCAACAAUCCCAACAGAACUCUCAAAAAACCACCGUUCAAGCUCGAAGAACAGGGAUGGGGUGAAUUCGACAUGACUGUGGCUUUGCACGUCAUGGAUAAAGGUGGUGAACACACAGUUGUCCAUGACUUGAACUUCUUGGAAGAAAAAUACGAAGUCCUUCAUAAGCUGUCAUUCCCCACCAACCGUCCCGCUCUUGCAAAGGUGCUGGCAGAGUCCGGCCCCGUGCCUGAGUCUGUCGUGUCGAGCGGGAGCCCGGCCAUUGACGAGUCCAAGAAGAGAAAGCACGAGAGCGGCGAUUCCUCAAAAAAGAAAACCAAACAUGACAAGCCUUCGAUCGAUAUGGAUCGAUUAGCAGAGUCUCUCGAAAAACUUGGCGAGGAUGAUUUACUGCAGGUCGUGCAGAUGGUGACCGACAACCGAACCCCGGAGAUGUAUAUCAAGAACGACGUAGAAGAAGGAGAAUUCCACCUCGAUCUUUACACAAUGCCAGAAAAUCUACUGAAGAUGCUCUGGGAUUUCGUAAAGAAGCGCACCGACAUAUAGCCCUGAGAGCCAUCCCAUAUUUUCCCCUUGUGCGAAAAAAUCCAUUUGCUAGUUCCACUGUAUCUCAGCGAGUUCUGAGUUUGUCUGUGUGGUGCAUAUUUGAGAUCUCAACCGGUCUACUCAAUUGAGAACCCAGCCGGCGACCUCUCACUUAUUGUACAGGAUAU